CCGUCAGUCUCGCGCAUGACUUCGUGGUGAGAGUAUACGUCCUGUCCGUAGGUCGUUGUUACGCGAAAAAAUCGAUCGUAUUUUUGUAAACACCGUAACGAUAUUCCACGUUGCGUCGAUUCAUCGCGGAAACGUUCGUUCGGUGAACGAUCAGUGCACCAAGACGAUUUCAAUCAGUGAUUAACUAAAUCAGUGCCGAGUCGUUCGUGAUCGAUCCCUGUGUGUAUCCUGUCAAGGUGUUCUCUCCGUUCAUUCGCCAGGAUAUUAUGCUACCGAUCGUGCGUAAGCCGAGACCGUGUUGACUCGAGGGCUGCUCGACAAUAAAUUCCCAAAAAAAUGCUACCGCAAACGCCUGACAUCAUUCCGACGACACUGAACCAGCAGAAAUGUGUGAAGGCAAGGGCUCUCUACGACAAUAUUGCGGAAGCUCCCGACGAAUUGGCUUUCCGAAAGGGCGACGUGCUCACGGUACUCGAGCAAAAUACUGCCGGCCUCGAAGGGUGGUGGUUGUGCGCCCUGCGCGGCAGACAGGGCAUCUGUCCAGGAAAUCGAUUGAGACUCUUGGUCGGCCAAUAUGAUACAGGGGGUUGUUUGGUUGGCAGCAGGCCUGACCUAACCAUUUCCGAAGAUGGUGUACAGAGACAUGGAAAACGGCGUAGCUGGCACGUCCAGCCAAACAGGGUGGUAACUCCUCAGAAGUGCGGCGAUGUGUAUUUUUACGAUCUACCAGCGAAUCGGGGAAGCCCCGCGCCGCUAUCGAGACACGAUUCACCCUUGACUGCGAACAACGACCAAUUGCACAGCACGGGGCGAUACACGACCGGCACCAGAAGUUCGAUAGACAAUGGCGGGGAUGUGAGCGAAUGUUACGACGUUCCUCCGCGAGCGGUCCCCGUGAUUCCAUCGCCAGCGAGCAGUCCGAGUCCUGCACCCUCUUGCUACGAUAUCCCGAGACAACCCACCUCCUGCACGCCAAGCUCAAAUUGCUCCGGUGGUUCUGGCGUCACACCCCUCGAUUGCUACGACGUGCCAAGACCUUUGCAACCCUUGACGCCAAGCAGCUCCGCGUCCAGCCUCACGAACGACGGAUCCCUGAGCGGUUCUAACAGAUCCAGCCUCGCAGCCCCCGAUUACGAUGUACCCCGAUCGCGUCUUCCAGCUUCCUCGUUACCGUCCCGGCACAACACUCCUGUGCCUAAAACGCCGACACCACCUCCCCCAUCGCAAACACAGCAGAUCUACGAUGUUCCGGUUAGCAAGGAACUUCCGCUAGAGCUAGAUUCCGCGUUGGAAGGCCUGCAAAGGCUGCAAAGCGAAGCAUCGGCUGCAAUAGCUAGGUUACUGGGCUUCGUCAGCCCAGUUUGGAGAACGGCUCAGCGGCUGGACGCAACCCUGAUGGACCUCAGACUGGCAGCCCUGAGGCUUAGAACGUCCUUGCACGAUCUGGCUGAAUUCGCCGAAGGCACCCUGGGAAACGCCGGCAAGGCACCGGACAAGGGUUUGGCCACGAAAUUACGACCUCUGGUCAAAGCUCUCCGCGAUUCCGAUAAACUCGUGCAGGAAGCUGCCACUGAGCUGGACGCGAUGGAAUGGGACGCCGGGAAGCUCUGUCGCGGGGGUAGUGAUGCUCCGACACCUACUAACGGGCCACCUUCCACCCUCGUGCCACCCACACAGCCAGACCCACUCGAUCAGCUGAUCGCGUGCGCCCGAGCACUCACGGAAGACGUUCGUCAGGUCGCCAGUUUCAUUCAGGGUAACUCGACGCUGCUGUUCAAACGGUCAUCGAUCAUCUCGACGGGCAGUAGCAACAACAGCGGUGCUGGAGAAGAUUACGAUUACGUUAAUCUUGAUUCGAGGGAAGUGGUUGCAAAGCAACGUGAAGAAGUACGAGCUGCGUUACCUCAAGAACUUCGAAGCAAUUACGACCUGCUCGUAUCCGAGGCGGACAAUGCAACGAUUCAAAUGCCACCCACAACCCCGACGCCCAUGGAUCCUAACGACAAACAAUUGUUGGCUUUCUACGCGGCCCAGGUGAUCACGCAUGGAAACCACCUGACUCACGCAAUCGACGCUUUCAUGCAAACGGUCGCACUCAACCAACCGCCUAAGGUAUUUCUGGCACAUGGAAAAUUCGUGGUGUUAAGCGCACAUAGAUUGGUACACAUCGGCGACACGGUGCACAGGAACGUGAUCAGAAACGAUGUGCGAACGCGCGUUUUGCAGUGCGCAAACGCUUUGAACGAUUCACUUGCGCAAACUGUGUCGAAAACAAAACAAGCUGCACAAUACUUCCCCAAUGUAACCGCAGUUCAAGAAAUGGUAGACAGCGUUGUAGAUGUUUCUCAUUUGGCCAAGGACUUGAAGAUCGCGAUGAUCCAGGCCGCGCAGCAGCCCUGAACGUCUGAAGAUUGGAGAUCCUCAUCUUCGACACGGAGGAAGCUGGCGAUGCGCGAAAGUUAGCAAGCUUCAUUCUUAUCCUACAAAGACUUUUUUUCGCGUGCAAGUUCCUUAGAUCGGCUUGAUGGUCAAACAGUUUCCACUUAAAAAGAAGCUUGGAUAAGGUAAACAGAAGCUGUAAUUAUCAGCAGCUGUUAUUACUGGCCAUCAGACUUUUAAGUCACGUUUUCGAUGGUAAUUACAAGAACAACAGAAUAGGUAAGAGAAAGAGAUAUAAUCCACAGACUAAAGUCUCCGUAAGAACUUAGGCAUAGGAGAUGCGUUUUUUUACUCCUACAAGUAGUAGAACCUACUUAUUUGAGUCGAAUUCUGGGCCAAGCAUGUUUACUAGCAGCUGUCCCUAAAUUUGUCAGCUACAAAGAAAUUUAAGAUUCUUCUCUUUAAAAGAUAUGAAUUGCUUAAAAUGUCGUUCUUAGCUUGGACAUGCUUGGCUCGGAACAUUAGCCUCAUUUGAUUGGCAGAAAAUGAAUUUGGACCGUGGAUAAAAAAAUUGCGCCCACUGAAAUGUUUCGAUUGACUAAACUAAGCUAUGUUUAUCGCAAUAAAUAACUCUCGAGGCCUAUGGAUACUUAGAACUACGCAACUGCCAAAGCACAGGAACCUAGGAUAUAAGGAAACCUCUUUCAAGACAAGUGUUUUUGUGAAGUACACCGUGUUUCAAUAAUUCAUGCUGCUCAUAUUCACUGUACAGGAUGAUCCAGUAUUUAUGGUACAAUUCGUUGGAGGUUAAUUUAUUAUUAAAGACAAAAAUAGUAAAAUCUUUUCAUAUCGGGGUUUUUUGAGAAUUUUGAAAAAAAAGAACGAAUUUUCUCUUCAAGAAAAAGAACCUCGUUAGAAGAAAGUUUUAUAUUAUAUUCUUGUCUUAGUUACUCUACGUCUUAUUGUAUCAUGAAUUCUAAGACAUCCUGUGUACUCCAAAUGGUGAGAAUCAUUGAACCAUUGUAUACUCGACAAUAUAGGCAAUGUAUCCUUUUAUAGGAAAUACAUAUAACUGUGUCAUUCGUUAGCUGAAAGUGUGGAGUAAAACAAUAUAAGAGAUAUAGCAAAUGUAGAAUAUAUUUGGAAAGAUUCUCGAAUAGAGAUUCAUUUCAAAUGUAAUGCGCCGUUGUCAUUGCCAGCGAGUUCAAUAUGAUCGUAGCCGUGUUAAUAACACUCAUCAAACAACUGUGUAUUUGUGCCUCUCUCAUUUGAUAAUUGUUUCAUUUGAAAGCAUGUUCUGAAAUUACUACGAAACCGAUGGAAAAUUAUUUUCCAAAACAUCGGCAAUUCAAAAUAUUGCCACGUCAUCUUCAAACAUUUAUACAAAUGAAUUCAACUAAAUGCAGUGUUCAAACGAUUCUUGGAACAAAUUUAUAGAAUACUAUGUGAGCUAUGAAUACGUCUUUUAGAGACCGAUUUUAACGAAUUUUUAUAGAACUUUUUAUUACCGGAACACGACUUUUUCGUGUCGAUCGUUUUACGACUCUUCCAAAUUACUAACCUACACCGGAGACUGUGAAAAAAAAUCGAAACCUGAAAUUUGUAGACUGUUUACUAUCAUUCCAAUGUUGAUUCGACUGCGCUCUCCUUACAAGAGCAAUGAAAAGAAUAUUUCAAUACAAAUACGAUGUUCUGUCGGCCACGAUAUCCGCUGAUCACAAAAAUUGGAAUUGUAUUGUUGUCAAUAGAUGUUAGUUUCAUUGCUAAACAAGUAACUUUUACGAUCGGCGGAUCUUAAAGUAUUGUUAAUACAGAAAAGAUUGCAUUUUGUGUAGAUGCAGUGAAAUCCUUUUUGUUUCACUGUAUUUUCCUAGAAGUUAUUUUCCCCAUGCUCUGCCCUUAGAGAGGUAACUGACAACCGCACAUUUGUAACGCAGCCUUUUGUCUCCUUUUUUGACGGAGAAGCACCGAAGAUCACUAAAACAUGAAAUGCCCAAGAUGAUGAGAACAAAAUUGGGCGAUAUUUGAUUGAAACGUAUGAUUAUCGAUUGCAAUUUACAAGAAUGUGUAUUUUCAGGUGAUCGUCCGUAUUUAGAGUAUUUACUACAAUAGCUUAUACAUGUAGUUUAUUUUUUAGAAAGUAUAUUAAUCGAUCAUAUCGCGUGAACACAAACCUCGUUUACGGAACUUGUAUUAUAAUUUAUUGGCGACGUGUUUUUUGUAAGAUAACAAGCAUUCAAGGCAGUUAGAAUUAAUGUAUAUUUAGAAUUUAUACAUAGUCGAUAUUAAAUAGGUGCUUAUCAUUCUUGUUGAAUCGUAUCCCCGAUAAUAGUGACGUAACGUUAAGCCAACAAUUACCUUUGAUAACGAAACGUAUGACACGUGUAUGUAUUAUCGAUCGACCGAGUAAAAGAAACCUUAUCGUUUUGUAAUGUUCUCCUCGAUUCAACCUUUGUACAUUGUACCUGGAAUUCUUUCGUGCUAAAAUACUUUUGCGAUGGAUGUUCUUAGAAGUAUAAUAAUCGUGAGGAAAUUAUACUGGCAGAGCUCUUGAAAUUAUUGAGAACUUCGUUCAUUUUUCGGAUAUCGUUCUAUGAAGCGAUGAAGUUACAUACUAAUCAACGUCUAGAAAUUUAAUCGAGCAUAUUAACCAGCGAAUUUGAAGAAUAAUCAAAGUUUCACUUGGGAUUAACGUGUCCUUCGAACUGAAUGAAUUGUGUCGUUUUGAGGGCGUUUAAUAUGUACAUAAGUAUAUAUACACGAAUAAACACACACAUACACACAUAUACAAUUAUUCCUAUACAGUCUAGGCAUAAUUACAAUAAUAUAUCGACGCAACAGGUAAAAAAGCAUUUGAAAAAAUCGUGCAAUAUCAAAUCUUAACAUUUAAGCAUUGAAUUAUACUCAAAAAAAUUGCGGAAAUAUUUACAAAUAGAGCAAACAAAUCAGAUUUGUUUUACAAAGAUACGAUCCGAAAUUUUAGUGUUUUGCGUUGAAAAAGUUGGUAUCAUCUUGCACUUAAUUUGCUUGGUGACGUCUGGGUGAUAAUUUUGUAUACUGGCGAGUUAUUUGUAUAUUAUAGUUUCAAUGGUUCAAUAAAGAAUAAUUAAAUAUAUGAAAAAGUUUAAUGA
Molecule: messenger RNA, 5510 nt
Organism: Megalopta genalis
Lineage: Eukaryota; Metazoa; Arthropoda; Insecta; Hymenoptera; Halictidae
Gene: p130CAS
Product: Serine_rich_CAS and FAT-like_CAS_C domain-containing protein p130CAS
Biological process (GO): cell migration; cell surface receptor protein tyrosine kinase signaling pathway
Cellular component (GO): plasma membrane; cytoplasm
Molecular function (GO): protein binding
Source: RefSeq, a predicted model, not a curated record